Molecule: messenger RNA, 2960 nt
Organism: Centruroides sculpturatus (bark scorpion)
Lineage: Eukaryota; Metazoa; Arthropoda; Arachnida; Scorpiones; Buthidae
Exons: 1
Coding region: 218-2689 (823 amino acids)
Source: RefSeq, a predicted model, not a curated record
AGGCCGUGGACGCGUCCCUGAACUACUUUUUGUUCGUCAGUAGGCGACACUCUCGAUGUACCUCCCACCGAAGCGACACCUGCUUCAAACCGGUUCGUUACAGCUUUCACCUCCCUCUGGCGAUAGGCACCGUUAGCCGAGAUUUAGGCCAGGAUGAAAAGAGGCCAGUCGCAGUUGAGCUUCUAUCGGUGACGGACGAAUCAUGCUUUGAUUGAACAUGUUUGAUUCUUCUACUUUACAAAAUGGAUUUAGAGUUAGAUAUUUGGGAUGCACCUCCUUUGGCCAUGGAAAACGUCAAGUGGGUAUCUCCAUUCUUCAACGACCUCUUUUGGAAUUAUAUUCGGCUGCCCGAAGAAGAGGAGAAGAUCAAAGAAGUGCUCAUCCUCUGGCUCUGACACAAAAUUUGGAUGUCUCUGAUUAUGGCUUAGUAGUUGCUGAUUCCGAAGUAGAUCGAAGAUCUGGUGAAACAGUGCCUGUUGUUACGAAAGUGAUCACACCCUUGUCCAAUAUUGUCUUGUGGGCAUCAGUUCGAUUUAAUUCUAGAAUUAUUAAAAGAAAAACGUUUGGAGCAGCCUUCGUACCUAUCGCUUGUUCUGAAGCUGUUGUGGAUCCUAAGUCUUAUGUGCAACUAAAUUCUAAACAAAGAUUUUUGGUCAGUCUCACUCAUCCUUCUAUCUUCGCAUGUCUUUUACGGAGUGUCGCCACUCCGAAAUUAUUGGAAUGUCAUGCAUUCGUUUGUGCUACUGCUGAAGAUGCCAUCACUCUCUGUUCUCAUCUGGGAACAGCUAAAGAUGAUGGUUUACCAAUCUCUACAAGUGUGCCACGUGUAAUGCCUAUUGUAAAUCGGAAUGAAGAUAAUACAGUACCUUGGACAGAAGAAGAGUCUCCUUCCGACAUCACUAUACCGAGUGAAUUGGCUCCUCUUCCUCCUCGACCGUCUUAUUCCCUUGUGCAUAACAUUAACGACAGAAUCGAAAAUACAAAUAAAGAAUGCGAAAAUAAUAAGAGAGAAAAUGUUAUGAAAAAAUCAUCACAUUUUAAUCAAAAUGGACAGUAUCGAAUACAAGAUUCCAGAAAGACUGUUCUUCCAAAUACUCGCCGAAUGACGAAAAGAUACAACGAAAAUGGAAUAAAAAGAGGACCCUCUUUUAAAUCGCUCUCUCCACGUAAAAAUGUCAUAACCUUGAAAGUGUCCAGUCCAAAAUUCUCAAACAGAAGUAGCAAAAUGUCAAACACCUCUAGAACCAAUAGUGAAAUAGGAUCUUCUCUGGCUAGAAUUGAGGAACGUUGGGAACCUUUUUGGAAUCCUUAUAGGAAUGAUUAUCGAGCGAGUGGGUUUUGUAAAACACCUAGUACUUCUGGUGCUAGUGCAUUUUCGGAACACAGAAUAAGAAUAAAGAAGAAAGAUAUGGCUACAAUGACGGAUGAUUAUCUCUGGACAGACGCUAGCAGUUGGUUGCCAAGUGACGGACCUGAGUCGUGGAUUUCAUCUCCAACCAAUACAUCUGAUUCUGCCUGCGUUAAAUCUCCUAGUCCCAGAAGAGUUUUAGAAGAGAUGACUCAGACACGUACAAUGACGUUCAGCAGCGAAAGCGAAGAAUCAUCCAUAGAUGAACCAUGGCAUAAAAAAUUAUCGGAUAAAGAAAGUAAUUCAGGAAUUAAACUUACUUAUUUUGGUUACGAAUGUUAUCGACCAAACACUUCCGAGAAGCCAAAUGUAAUUAGCAAUAAUUCUGAAAUAAAUCGAAGAUCUAAAGAAACACAUAAAAUCCAUAAGGUAAUUCCAUCCAACGAUGUAGUUCACAACAAUAGAAUUUCAAUAGAUGUAACAUAUCCGUCUCAGAGACUGAGCACACCUGAUAGUAGCAUCUAUUUGGUGCCAAAUCCAAAAACUACUUGUCAUAUUCCACACGGAAUAAGAAGUUAUAAUAAAAGUGGUUCGGUAAAGAACUGGUCUAAUCUUAGUCAAGUAUCAGAUUCUUCUUAUAAACGAGCAGCAACGCUUCCAGCUCCCAAAAAUCCGAAACAAAACGCAACCAAAAUGAUUCGAUGGUCCUCAGAAGAGCGAGUGAGAGGAAAACAUAACUUUCUCGCUACUAUUAAGAGAAUUAGCCAAUCUUCUUUCCGCAAGGCCAAACAAAAAACCGGAAAAUUGAUUGAAAGUUUUAGAAAUCGUGUAAAAGAUGGGAAAAAAUCAAAAAAGAAAAAUGGUAUUGAUUAUUCUGAAGAUUCCGCUUAUGAUACAUCGGAAAUAUGUCUUAGUCCGCAUGGUCAACCACAUGGUCAUCCGCAUACAGAUGUCAACAUGAAAAAACAUGGCAUGUCCUGGAGUUUUCAAGAUCUAAGACUGUCAAAUUCAUCCCCUAAAGAUAAAACGCAGCAUAGACCUUCCAGUCCAACCGGAUCUGCUCUUGGAGGAAGUACAGCUCGUCAAUUAGUGAUGAAAAAGAAGCGUAGAAGAAGAAGAAGGAAGAGUGGAGUUAUGAGAGGACAUAGUUCCUCAGAUUCUGGAGUAGAAGAAUAUCAUUCAGAUUAUUCAGAGACUAUGAACAAUAAUAAAUCCGAAAUGGAAAUGAAGCAUUUUGCCGAUCAAGUCACUCGCAUUCGAGUGAAGCACGGAAUAAACAAGGACGGUUUCCAUCGUUGGUCACAAACGGACAUACGAGAAGAACUCGGUUAUAUUCCGUGAAAUCAUUUAACUGCAGUAAAUCAAUCAACGCUUGGAAAUAAACUAAAACCAAACUGAGUACAAAAUUAACAACUUACGAAAGGACUUGAGAUGCUCAAAAUUCGGCCGGAAGACUCAUAAUACAGUGUACAAAUAUGGGUCGAGUGAAUGAUUGUUUUCGACUUCUAACCCCAAUAACUUUGGGUCGAACUUAACCUGAUUAAUGUGGGUUAACUUAUAUUUUUGUAACUUAUACAAUUAACGUUUUAUUUGCCCCAUGUUUAAACCAUGC